Molecule: messenger RNA, 420 nt
Organism: Necator americanus (New World hookworm)
Lineage: Eukaryota; Metazoa; Nematoda; Chromadorea; Rhabditida; Ancylostomatidae
Exons: 2
Coding region: 1-420 (139 amino acids)
Source: RefSeq, a predicted model, not a curated record
AUGGACGGACAACCAAUUGAACUCGUCGAUGACUUCUGUUUCCUGGGCUGUGUGCUGAAGAACAACAGCAGCUACGAGAAAGAUAUUCAGCAAAGAUGCACCAAGGCCGUUUUCACAUUCAACUUUUUAACGAAAUGCCUAUGGUCGACUCCCAUCACCAACGAAGUCAAGCUGCGAGUGUACCUAUCCGCAAUUCGCCCUAUCAUGAUGUACGGAUCAGAGACUUGGGCAGCACCUUCUACGUUGACGAAGAGGCUUGUUUACACGGAAAGGAAGCUGCUUAGACGGCUGCUUGGCUACUUUUCCCUAAGAACAUGGAAUAGCGACGAAUGGAUUGAUUCUGUGCAAGCUCUUGCGGAAGAUCGAGAAGGUUGGGGAGCUGUGUUCAAGGACGGCACACCUCGGCGAAGAUGCGGGUAG